Messenger RNA from Oncorhynchus keta (chum salmon), 3264 nucleotides. RefSeq names its product GDH/6PGL endoplasmic bifunctional protein-like. Gene Ontology annotation, cellular component: endoplasmic reticulum. The record is from RefSeq and is a predicted model, not a curated record. The transcript has 5 exons. NCBI's taxonomy places the organism in Eukaryota, Metazoa, Chordata, Actinopteri, Salmoniformes, Salmonidae. Gene Ontology annotation, biological process: pentose-phosphate shunt, oxidative branch; pentose-phosphate shunt; glucose metabolic process. Gene Ontology annotation, molecular function: NADP binding; glucose-6-phosphate dehydrogenase activity; 6-phosphogluconolactonase activity. The coding region runs from base 177 to 2564 and encodes 795 amino acids.
CUUAAAAGCCACUCAAACACCCCCAUGGUUUUAUCGCGAAGCGCAUGUGUCACGCUAGCCUCCGCUGUCACGUGACUCUGCUCUAGGACGUCUUUUGACACAAAUAUUGAACGAUGCGAUCAUUCGUCGAACUCGACAAUUGCGGGAACAGGAGCUGAUCUGUGUUGGACCAGAGAAUGUGGAAAGUUGUGUGGGCAACACUGCUGCUCCUGGCCACUGUGUGUGCCCAGAGAGGCUAUGCCAAGGAGACCAAGGGAGCGCCGAAGGUGGGGCACGUGUCAGUGGUCAUAGUGGGAGGUACGGGUGACUUGGCUAAGAAGUACCUGUGGCAGGGCUUCUUCCAUCUGUACGCUAACCAGGUGAGUAGCGGCUACAGCUUCUCCUUUUAUGGCGGAGGCCUGUUGCCCAAGGAUAAGGCCACGCCGUUCCUGUUUGAGGCGCUAAAGGGAGUGGUCUGCCCUCGGGAGCUGUCUGUGGAGCGCUGUGCCCUGGUGAAGGAGCAGUUUCUGAAGCUGGCAGAGUAUUGGCAGCUGAAGACUUCAGAGGACUACCAGGCCCUGGGCAAACACCUGACAGAGCAGCUGACGCAGGAGGGCAUAGUGGAGGCCGGCAGGCUGUUCUACCUGUCAGUGCCAGCCUUCGCUUAUGCGGACAUUGCAGAAAGGAUCAACAACAGCUGCAGACCGACCGACGGGGCGUGGUUGAGGGUGGUGCUGGAGAAGCCGUUUGGCCAUGAUUUCAGUAGUGCCCAACUACUGUCCACUCAACUGGGUACCUCCCUCAAGGAUGAGGAGAUGUACAGGAUCGACCACUAUUUAGGGAAGCAGGUUGUCUCUAAGAUUUUGCCAUUCAGAAGGGAGAACAGUAAGCACCUGGAUCCUAUCUGGAACAAGCACCACAUUGAGAGAGUGGAGAUUGUACUGAAGGAGACCCUGGAUGCCAGAGGUCGUAUUCCCUUCUAUGACCAGUACGGUGUGAUCAGAGACGUGAUACAGAACCACCUGACUGAGGUCAUGACCCUUCUGACCAUGGGGCUCCCAGCCAACUUGAGCGACGUGAAGGAGGUCCUCAGGAACAAGCUGAAGAUCUUCAGUGCCUUGCAGCACCUGGACAGGAACUGUGCUACCAUUGGUCAGUACCAGAACUACAAUCUAGAGGUACAGGAAGAACUGAACAAAACAAAGGAGUAUUACAGCCUCACCCCCACCUUUGCUGGUAUCAUGGUGCAUAUUGACAUAGCCCAGUAUGAGAAAAUGCCAAUCAUCCUGACCUCAGGGAAGAUGCUGGAUGAGCGCUUAGGCUAUGCUCGCAUUUUGUUCAAGAAUGACAUCUUCUGUGUCCAGAGCCAUAACAGCGUCCACUGCAAGCCCAAGCAGAUUGUGUUCUACUUUGGCCACGGCACUCUGCAGUACCCAGCCAUUCUCGUGAGUAAGAACCUGUUCAAGCCAGACCUGAUGGACACUGAGUGGAAGGAGAUAACGGAACACAAAGAUGUCAGUGUAUUAGGUAUGCCCAUCUCUGACUACUAUGUGCUGACACCAACGGUGCAGAGAGAAGCUUACGCAGAACUCAUUUCGCACAUCUUCCAAGGCCGGAAGGACAGCUUUAUCAGUACUGAGAACCUGCUGGCCUCCUGGGGUUUCUGGACUCCUCUCCUGCACGGUCUGGCCAAAACCUCCCCCCGCCUGUACCCUGGGGGAGCGGACAAUGGCAACAUGCUGGACUUCAAACUGUUGGGACGGGAGGUGAACUUCGCCAACGAGGCUGUUGUCAUGAUCCCCCAAGACCACAUGGGUGGGUCUGGUGCGGAGAGCUUCCAAGUGAUGCAGGGGAAGUACCGCAGUGCUGAAAUGGUGUCUGCCUGGCCCGAGGAGCUCAUCGUGCGGCUGGCCGCAGACCUGCAGGCUUCAGCGGAGAAAGCGGUAAGGGAGGGCGGCCGCUUCCACCUGGCCCUCUCCGGGGGCUCCAGUCCCCUAGCUCUGUUCCAGAGGCUGGCCCGCCACCACUACUCCUUCCCCUGGAGGGACACCCACGUGUGGAUGGUGGACGAGCGAUGCGUGCCUCUCACAGAGUUGGACUCCAACUUCCGCACCCUGCACGACCACCUGCUCCAACACGUGAAGAUGCCCUAUUUCAACAUCCACCCCAUGCCUGUGCAGAUGAACCAGCGGCUGUGUGUGGAGGAGGAUAGUGGAGCGCUGCUCUAUGAGAGCGAAAUCAACCAGCUGGUUAAUGCCUCCAGCUUCCACUUUGUCCUUCUAGGAGUGGGCUACGACGGACAUACCGCCUCCCUCUUCCCAGGCAGCAAGCUUGACGCCCAUGGGGACAGUCUGGUAGCCCUCACCGAGAGCCCAGCCAAGCCUCACCAGCGUAUGAGCCUCACCCUCAGGGCUAUCAACCAGGCCCAGAAAGUAGGUGUGCUGGUGAUGGGUAAGAGCAAACAUGAGCUGGUCACCCAGCUCAGCCGAGUUAAGGACAACCCAAACAAGUGGCCCAUCACUGGUAUCCGGCCGACCAGUGGCAGGCUAGUAUGGUACAUAGACUAUGAUGCUCUUUUAGGAUAGCAAACAGCUGCUUUUGGCUCUGUGAUACUGUAGCAAUGAAACAAUGUACAUUUAAUUGGAAAUUCAUGAUUUGCUGUAAUUUUACUAUUUUGCUGUAUUUUGACCAAGAAUGUAAAGUAAUGAUGAAGGUUCUGUUGAUUCUGGGCACCUUAAAGUAUGGAAGUACAUAUGGUAUACUGGCAUAUAUUUUAUUUUUCAAUAUACAGGAUGUAGGGGUGUGUGUGUGUGUGUGUGUGUGUGUAUUUACCAAAUGGACAUCUCAGGAAAGCCAAGUGGAUAUGGAAGUUUGUUCGUCUUUAAUCAUUACUCAUGAUCUGAAUAACUAUUAUAUUUAGUUGUAAAAACAGUAUACAUUUCACAUAAAGCUACCCAUUCCACACUGAACCAGCAUAGAAUAGUAUUGUUGAAAGGGGACUUUAAAACUGUGAAAGAACAACAAUUUUGGUUCAAAUUUCAUUCAAUCAAAUAUGCCCCUAUGGUAAAUGGAUUUGAACCUUUUGCUCCUAUGGUCAACAGAUAAUGUAGUCUAUAGCCAUGUAUCAUUGUAUUUGUGCCUCAAUGCCAAUUAGAAAUCAAAAUGCAUAGUGUACUGUCCAGUACAUUUUAAAUGACAUAAAAAAGCAUAUUAUGAUCCAUUGCUGCCUUUGUUUUAAUCUAUGCUUGUGGAUAAAAAAUAAAAUAAACUCAAUUAUCUCAUUUA